Lampris incognitus (smalleye Pacific opah) is the source of this 7024-nucleotide messenger RNA. It is a transcript of the gene kdm5a, whose product is annotated as lysine (K)-specific demethylase 5A. The transcript is spliced from 29 exons. Bases 888 to 6122 code for a protein of 1744 amino acids. Gene Ontology annotation, cellular component: nucleus. Gene Ontology annotation, biological process: chromatin remodeling. Gene Ontology annotation, molecular function: histone demethylase activity; DNA binding. NCBI's taxonomy places the organism in Eukaryota, Metazoa, Chordata, Actinopteri, Lampriformes, Lampridae. The record is from RefSeq and is a predicted model, not a curated record.
CAGGCCAGUCAACGAUGUAACGCCUGUAGUUUAUGCUACUAGCGAGCACCAAAUCCAUUGCUGUGGUCCGUCCGGGCUUCUCAUCCGACGCCCUCGCCAAAGAACACUAUGAGAAUGAUGGAUUUCACCGGACGAAGCUGUACACGUUAAAAGCGAUAAACCACCAAACUUUGGACGUCCGUUUAGCAACUUUGUUCUAAGAUGCCAUAUGAGGAUAUCAUCCAUUACCCUGGCACCUAAACUAGUAGUGGUUGUUAUUGUUGUUGUACUAUCCCGGAACCUGUCCCAGCGGUGGCGUCCACUAAAAUGUGGCAGCAGGUGUUGGAUACCUCGGAUGCUGUGUCUUGCAAGAGAAUACAGACGGAUAUUUGAUUCAGUUAGAGCGAGUGUGUUGAGCUUCUACCGGAGUGCAUUUGGUUUCCUUCGCCUGACCCCCAUUUUCAAUGGGAAUGAUGGCUUUUUGGACUGAUCCUGCCCUGCGUCCUGGGUAGCUUGCAACCCCGUGGUUCAGGUUGCUGCGUAGGGGAGUGGUAGGGAGGACCCCCCCCCCCCGGCUUGGCCCUGUUGUUUUGUGCGAUGGAGAAGGCUUGAAAAUUGCUUUGAGCUCAUAUGCUGUGUCCCCCCUCCCCAUUCUUCUACAUCUACUUUUAACAUUUUUUUCUCAUUGUGAUACGUCACAGCAACUUGGCAUACCUACAGAUGACCUCGUCAUUGGAGUGAUUUUGCUUUUUUUUAGGUUUAAAAAACCAUGCACACAGAGGAAAUUCCCUCAACAAAUGAUGUUGAUCAUGACUUGAUUUUACUCGGUCAAGUUUAAACGCUAUACUUUUUUUUCUUUCUCCAAACAAGUGCUAUUUCAAAGAGAUUUUGACUGUUACAAAUCCAACAUGUCUGCGUUUGCCGAAUUCGUGCCCCCUCCCGAAUGUCCGGUUUUUGAGCCGAGUUGGGAGGAUUUUUCGGAUCCCUUAGGAUUCAUCAACAAGAUCCGACCCAUUGCCGAGAAAACGGGCAUCUGUAAGAUCCGACCCCCCGAGGACUGGCAGCCUCCCUUUGCCUGCGAUGUUCGAAACUUCCGCUUCACCCCUCGAGUCCAAAGACUCAAUGAACUUGAGGCCCUCACCCGGGUCAAGCUCAACUUUCUGGAUCAGAUCGCUAAGUUCUGGGAGCUGCAGGGCUCCAAAAUCCGCUUCCCACACGUGGAGAGAAAAAUCCUGGACCUCUACCGGCUUAGCAAGAACGUGUCAUCGGAGGGUGGUUUUGAGAAUGUGUGUAAAGAGAAGAGGUGGUCCAAAGUGGCCAGCCGGAUGGGGUUCCCACAGGGUAAAGGCAUUGGCUCGUUGCUUCGCUCCCACUAUGAGAGAAUCCUCUACCCCUACGAGCUCUUCCAGUCUGGAGCCACGCUCACUGGCAUCCAGCGGCUGUACGAGGAGGGAGACGAUGGAGAAGAGCCAGAUGAGGGGGUAGGUGAUGAGGCAGCGGAGGAAGAGGAGUUUGAGGAGGAGGAGCAAAAGGAGAAAGACCGGGAGGGACUUGGGGACGGAAUGCAGACCAAGGAGCGGCUCUUGCCUGAGAGGCGUUCACGGCGGCUGAAAUCUGAGCGGGAAAAUAAGGAACCGAAAGGCCUCAAAAUUUUUGGCACAAGUCCCAAAAUGGUGGGACUAGAGAUUGUACCAGCUGAUGAUGGAUAUAACAAAAGGCAGCGACAUCUCAAGGCCCAAGCCUUUGCCAUCAAAAUGCGUCCACGUAAGGAGACGUUGGAGGUCAACUUUAUUGACCUCUACCUCUGCCUAAUGUGUGGGCGGGGUGACGAGGAGGAUCGUCUACUACUCUGUGAUGGCUGUGAUGACAGCUACCACACCUUCUGUUUGAUCCCACCCCUGCAUGAUGUGCCUAAGGGAGACUGGCGCUGCCCAAAGUGUGUGGCUGAGGAGUGCAGUAAACCAAGGGAGGCCUUUGGUUUUGAACAGGCUGUGAGGGAAUAUACUCUGCAGAGCUUUGGGGAGAUGGCUGACCACUUCAAGUCUGACUACUUCAACAUGCCUGUCCAUAUGGUCCCCACGGAACUGGUGGAGAAAGAGUUCUGGCGCCUGGUCAGCAGUAUCGAAGAGGAUGUUAUCGUAGAGUACGGAGCUGACAUUAGCUCAAAGGAGGUUGGCAGUGGAUUCCCGGUACGGGAUGGCAAGAGGAGGUUAUUGGGAGAUGAGGAGGAGUAUGCCAACUCAGGCUGGAAUCUGAACAACAUGCCAGUGCUGGAGCAGUCGGUGCUCACCCACAUCAAUGUGGACAUCUCGGGCAUGAAGGUACCCUGGCUGUACGUGGGCAUGUGUUUCUCUUCUUUCUGCUGGCAUAUUGAAGACCACUGGAGCUACUCUAUCAACUUCCUGCACUGGGGGGAGCCGAAAACAUGGUAUGGAGUUCCAGCCUCAGCUGCUGAGCAGCUCGAGGCGGUGAUGAAAAAGCUGGCACCGGAGCUGUUUGACUCCCAGCCUGAUCUCCUUCACCAGCUGGUCACCAUCAUGAACCCCAACAUCCUCAUGGAGCAUGGCGUUCCUGUGUACAGGACCAAUCAGUGUGCAGGGGAGUUUGUGGUGACCUUCCCCAGGGCCUACCAUAGUGGCUUCAACCAGGGCUACAACUUUGCUGAGGCUGUCAACUUCUGCACCGCUGACUGGUUACCCAUGGGCCGUCAAUGCGUAGCACAUUACCGGCGUCUCCAUCGCUACUGUGUCUUCUCCCAUGAGGAGCUGCUUUGUAAGAUGGCUGCUGACCCUGAGGGCCUAGAUGUUGAGCUCGCCGCUGCUGUAUUUAAAGAAAUGGGGGAGAUGAUGGAUGAUGAAACACGCCUCAGACAGGGCAUACAAGAAAUGGGGGUGCUGUCCUCAGAACAGGAGGUGUUUGAGUUGCUGCCUGAUGAUGAGCGGCAGUGCCAUAAGUGUAAGACCACUUGUUUCCUUUCUGCACUGACCUGUUCCUGCAACCCUGACCGGCUGGUCUGUCUUCACCAUGCAACAGAUCUCUGUGACUGCCCCAGUGGCAACAAGUGUCUACGUUACCGGUAUGAUGUGGAAGAGUUUCCGUCCAUGCUGUAUGGGGUGAAGACACGGGCCCAGUCUUAUGACACUUGGGCCAAGCGGGUCACCGAGGCCUUGUCUGCGGACCAAAAGAACAAGAAGGACCUGAUUGAGCUUAAAGUGCUGCUUGAAGAUGCCGAGGACAGGAAGUACCCAGAAAACGCUCUCUUUCGUCACCUAAAGGAGAUGGUGAAGGAGGCUGAGACCUGCUCUUCUGUAGCCCAGCUGCUGCUCAGUCGCAAACAGAGACAUAGCAGCCGUCUGCGUCCGGAGAGUAGUCGGGGUCGUACCAAGCUGACAGUAGAGGAGCUCAAAGCCUUCGUUGAGCAGCUCUUCCGGCUGCCUUGCAUCAUCAGCCAGGCAAGACAAGUCAAGGAGUUAUUGGAGAAUGUGGAGGAUUUCCAUGAGCGUGCUCAGAUGGCGCUGGCAGACGAGAUGCCUGACUCCUCCAAGCUGCAGGCCCUGUUGGACCUGGGCAGUGGCCUAGAUGUGGAGCUGCCUGAGCUUCCCCGACUCAAGCAGGAGCUCCAACAGGCUCGCUGGCUGGAUGAGGUGCGAGUGACUUUGGCAGAGCCCCAUCGCGUCACACUGGAGCUGAUGAAGAGGCUCAUAGACUCUGGGGUGGGACUGGCCCCACACCAUGCUGUGGAGAAGGCCAUGGCCGAACUGCAGGAGAUCCUCACUGUAUCAGAAAGAUGGGAGGACAAGGCCCGUGCCUGCCUACAGGCUAGGCCUCGCCACAGCUUGGUGACCUUGGAGAGUAUUGUGCUGGAGGCCAGGAACAUUCCAGCCUAUCUGCCCAAUGUGCUGGCCCUCAGAGAUGCUUUGCAAAAAGCCAAGGAUUGGACCACCAAGGUCGAGGCUAUCCAGAGUGGCAGCAGCUAUGCCUAUCUGGAGCAACUAGAGAGCCUGCUGGCCAGGGGCCGCUCCAUCCCUGUAAGGCUGGACCCUCUGGCUCAGGUGGAGUCUCAUGUAGCCUCAGCCCGAGCCUGGAGAGAGAGGACUGCCCGUACCUUCCUCAAGAAGAACUCUACAUAUACACUACUCCAGGUACUCAGUCCGCGUGUAGACAUUGGGGUCUAUGGCAACAGCAAAAGCAAGCGGAAGCGUGUCAAGGAGCUGCUGGAGAAGGAGAGAGGAGGCUUUGACCCAGAUGCUCUUAGCGACUUGGACGAGGGCCUGGAGGAGGUGCGAGACCCGGCCUCCGUUGUAGCAGCCUUCAAAGCCAAGGAGCAAAAGGAAGUGGAAGCCAUUCACUCUCUGCGAGCGGCCAACUUGGCCAAGAUGGCCAUGGCUGACCGCAUUGAGGAGGUAAAAUUCUGCCUGUGUCGCAAGACCGCCAGUGGCUUCAUGCUGCAGUGUGAGUUGUGCAAGGACUGGUUCCAUGGAGCCUGUGUGCCGCUGCCCAAGACAGGCUCACAGAAGAAGAUGGGUACAGGCUGGCAGAACAACAGCAAAGAUUCCAAGUUCCUGUGUCCUCUUUGCCAGCGCUCGAGGCGGCCGAGAUUAGAGACUAUUCUGUCAUUGCUGGUGUCACUGCAGAAGCUGCCAGUGCGAUUGCCUGAAGGAGAGGCUCUUCAGUGUCUGACAGAGCGGGCCAUGAGCUGGCAGGACAGAGCACGUCAGGCCCUGGCCACUGACGAGCUCUCCUCUGCCCUGGCCAAGCUGUCUGUUCUGAGUCAGCGUAUGGUCGAGCAGGCUGCCAGGGAAAAAACGGAGAAGAUAAUCAAUGCUGAGCUGCAGAAAGCUGCUGCCAACCCAGACCUGCAGGGGCACAUCCAGACAUUCCAGCAGGCCGGCUUCAGCAGAGCCACAUCUCCUCGCCAGUCUGUGGACUACGAUGACGAGGAGACGGACUCAGAUGAGGACAUCAGGGAGACCUAUGGCUACGACAUGAAGGACCCAGGUGAGGUGAAGCCAUACCUGUUCUGUGAUGAGGAGAUCCCCGUCAAGUCAGAGGAGGUGGUCAGUCACAUGUGGCCAGCUGCCACACCUUCCUUCUGUGCUGAACACGCCUACUCUUCAGCCUCCAAAACCUGUGUCCAGAACAUGGGCACCCCCAGGAAGCAACCGAGGAAGACUCCCUUGGUGCCUCGCAGCCUAGAGCCCCCAGUGCUGGAGCUUUCCCUCCAGGCCAAGGCCCAGCUAGAAGAGCUGAUGAUGGUGGGGGAUCUGCUCGAGGUGUCCUUGGAUGAGACCCAGCAUAUCUGGAGGAUCCUGCAGGCCACACAUCCUCCCUCUGAGGAGAGAUUCCUUCAGGUCAUGGAGCCUGAUGAUUCUCUGAUGGAGAAACCAUUGAAGGUCAAACUGAAAGAUUCAGAGAAGAAGAGGAAGAGGAAGCUUGAGCGGGCUGAGCACCACCACAUGCUGAUGGCCGCCGCAGCAGCAGGUGGGGCUUCUGGCAUGGGAGACAUCCGGCCAGCUAAAUCCAAGGAGCUGAAGAGGUCCAGCUUGGAGCUUAGCCUUGGAGGGAAACCCAAGAAGAAGAAACUCAAACUCAACCUAGAUAAAAAUCGUGAGAUGAAGCAGCUGGCCAAGAGGCUAGCAAAGGAGGAGAAGGAGAGGAAGCGAAAGGAGAAGGCAGCAGCCAAGGCAGAGGCCAUCAGAGAGGGGCUGGAAAAGAGAAAGGAGAAGAAGAUUUUGGACAUCCCGUCCAAGUAUGACUGGUCCGGUGCUGAAGACUCCAAUGAUGAAAAUGCUGUGUGUGCUGCCAAGAACUGCCAACGACCCUGUAAAGAUAAGGUGGACUGGGUGCAGUGCGAUGGGGGCUGCGAUGAGUGGUUCCACCAGGUGUGUGUGGGCGUGUCAUGUGAGAUGGCCGAGAAUGAGGACUACAUCUGCACAGACUGCUCUCGCAAGGCCGUCAGCAUGACCACGGGCGGGGCCACUGUGGAGGUCAAGGUGGAGGAGAUAGCAGCAGAGGAGGAUGUGGUUAUGCUGUCUGUACCAAUUGGCGGCUCGCAGGGUCUUCCCUCAGCGUCCUCUGUCUCCCACCUGGCCCCAGGCACAACACAUCACCACCAGCAACUACAGCCACAGCAGGGCAGCUAGCACUAAAGGAGAGCCUAGGACUGAGAAUGUAAAGGGCAGAAGACUGGACCGUGUACACACACACACACACACACACACACACACACACACACACGCGCACACACACACAACAUAACAGAAAACACUGUACCCACACACAGGAUAGCCCCAGGCUAGCAUUUAACCUCUUAACCUGAAAGACUACCCAGGGUCUGAUUAAGGUAAAUAUCCCUUCUUUAUUAAAUGGGCUUGCCAGAUGAGGGCACAUACGAAGAGACUGUCAUAAGCCUGAGUUUUUCAGCACAUACAAAAGACAGUAAGAGGGGAGAAGGGGGGGAGCAACAGUUCCCCCACCGCCACACAGACUGAAACUCCAGCUGAUUUCCAGAGUGUUGACUCAGAAAGGGAUGGGAAAUGAAUAGCUAUGCCAUAAACAGGCCUCCUUUCCUGUAUGAUGUGACGGAUAAUGAGGAUUUUGAUGUAACCUGCUGAGAAAGGUUUAAUAGUGCACAGACGGGCAAGGUGUAAAAUCCUAGUGCUUCUCUAGAGUUUAAAGUCCAGAACCAUCAACCAGCCACGUUCCAGUCCUCCCAACUAAAUCUCUUGCAGUAAAAGUGUGUCAGUACAUAUACAGACAAACAGCUGUUUUCCCCUUUAGUGCUCACUGCAAAAAGUAUUGUCACUCUUAUGACUCAGUCUAUCCACCAUCAGUUCAACCCCAUUAUCUUGAACCGCUCCUCUCUGGCUUGCCCCUCAAAUGGUAACACCCCAGAAAUAAUAGGACUCAAGACUAGGAACAAGAGCCGGUUGUAACGUAGUCAAAUUAUUUAUAAUGUACAUAGCUUUUAAGCAAUUAAGCAAUUGGAUUGUGAGUUUUUUUUUGUUGUUUUCUCACCUUUAAUAAACUAUUCCUAGUCAAAUGA